This is a messenger RNA of Amaranthus tricolor (Joseph's coat), 1028 nucleotides long. RefSeq names its product SKP1-like protein 1B. The record is from RefSeq and is a predicted model, not a curated record. The coding region runs from base 184 to 675 and encodes 163 amino acids. Gene Ontology annotation, cellular component: nucleus; cytoplasm. The transcript has 2 exons. Gene Ontology annotation, molecular function: cullin family protein binding. Gene Ontology annotation, biological process: SCF-dependent proteasomal ubiquitin-dependent protein catabolic process. Lineage: Eukaryota; Viridiplantae; Streptophyta; Magnoliopsida; Caryophyllales; Amaranthaceae.
UUUUAAUUACUACGACUUUCCUAAUCUAGUGCCGUUUCGAAUACUCCUCUUACAAGUUCCAACUACCCUCGAAAAGACUAUAAAUAACACCCAAAUCUUACAUCCCUUUAACACCAAUUCCUUUUACUUCUUUCAAAUUAGGGUCUAUAGUUUUCCUCUUGGGUCUCCAUUCAAAUCUUUUCAAUGGCUGAUUCUGAGAACAAAAUAACCCUUAGAUCUAACGAUGGCGAGACUUUCGAGAUUGAUCAAGCAGUUGCAAUGGAAUCCAUAACAAUCAAAAACAUGAUCGAAGAUGAUUGUGCCAGUACCGCAAUUCCUCUUCCGAAUGUAACUGGGAAGAUCCUAUCGAAGGUUCUGGAAUAUUGCAAAAAGCAUGUGGAUGCUGCUGCUGCAAAAUCUUCUUCUGAAGAAAGAUCUUCAAAUGCUAUCGAUGAUGAACUUAAGACUUGGGAUGCGGAGUUUGUUAAAGUUGAUCAAAAUACCCUCUUCGAUCUCAUCUUGGCUGCUAACUACCUGAACAUUAAGAGUCUGCUGGACUUGACCUGCCAAACAGUUGCUGACAUGAUUAAAGGAAAAACCCCCGAGGAAAUCAGAAAGACAUUCAACAUCAAAAAUGACUUCACCCCAGAGGAGGAAGAGGAGGUUAGGCGUGAGAACCAGUGGGCUUUCGAAUGAUCUGAUUGGAUGGCAGCGUACACCUUCAUUGUCUAUUGUCUGUAGAAUAGAAGUGUCUGAUAGUAAGUAAGAGGUGGUCUUUUAUUAUUUAUCAUUUAGCGCAUAGUACAUGUUUCGGGUGGUCAUCUGUGCACAAUACUUGAUUUAAAGUAAAACUAUGCUUGUUUUCGUACUAAUAAUUAGACUAAUAUCUCAAUUGUGUAUGCACUUUAUUUUAAUCUAUGGAAGUGUUGUUCUGUUAUGGGCAUGAUCAUGUUCAUGGAUGUUGUGUGUUCAGAAGUGCAUUCUUUAAGAUGUAGAUUGUUGAAGGUUAUUGCCUUGUAAGUUGUAACAGUUGCUUGAAUUCGGAAUUG